Molecule: messenger RNA, 894 nt
Organism: Meira miltonrushii
Lineage: Eukaryota; Fungi; Basidiomycota; Exobasidiomycetes; Exobasidiales; Brachybasidiaceae
Product: Brix-domain-containing protein
Exons: 1
Coding region: 1-894 (297 amino acids)
Biological process (GO): rRNA processing
Cellular component (GO): nucleolus; Mpp10 complex; small-subunit processome
Molecular function (GO): rRNA primary transcript binding; snoRNA binding
Source: RefSeq, a predicted model, not a curated record
AUGCUUCGGAGACAAGCAAGAGAAAGACGUGAAUACAUUCAUCGUAAAUCACUUGAACAGCAAGAACAACAAUUAUUCGAGCGUAAACAAAAAGUACGUCAAUUAUUAGCAGCCGGUAAACCGAUACCAAAAGAACUUUUACAAGGUCAUAAUGACUCUUCAACUUCGGCAGAUUUGCAAAAGCUAGCCAGAGAUGUACCUCUUGAUGAAGCACAAUCCGCUCCUUCCACUUCUUUGGAUGACGAAUAUAGCUUAGCAGGUCAAUACGAUCCAAAAGUCUUAAUCACAACUUCUCGUGACCCUUCUUCUCGUUUAUCACAAUUUGCAAAAGAAUUUCGAUUGGCAAUACCCAAUUCUACAAGAUUGAACAGAGGUGGUUAUACAAUGAAAGAAUUAUCUGCAGCUUGUCGCAGUAAUGCAAUGACUGAUUUGAUCGUUAUACAUGAACAUCGUGGUAUUCCAGACGCACUUGUCGUUUCUCAUUUUCCACAUGGACCAACUGUGAUGUUCACAUUACACAAUGUUACGCUACGUCAUGAAGUGGAAGCACAUGGAAGCAGCACGAUUAGCGAACAGUAUCCUCAUUUGAUCUUUGAUGGCUUUCAAUCAAAGUUGGGCAAUCGAAUUGGGGAUAUUUUAAAAUUUCUCUUUCCCGUACCAAAAGAAGAUGCAAAAAGGGUCAUGACUUUUGCCAAUCAAAGAGAUUUCAUCUCUUUUCGUCAUCACGUUUUCGUUAAAACAAGUCAUAGAGAAGUGCAAUUGGCCGAAGUAGGACCGCGAUUCGAAAUGAAACCUUAUGAGAUCCGACAGGGUACUGUGGAACAAACGGAAUCUGAUAUCGAAUGGCAACUUCGACCAUUUAUGAAUACUGCCAGAAAGCGUAAUCAAUUGUGA